Messenger RNA from Gaeumannomyces tritici R3-111a-1, 2072 nucleotides. RefSeq names its product acyl-CoA desaturase. Lineage: Eukaryota; Fungi; Ascomycota; Sordariomycetes; Magnaporthales; Magnaporthaceae. The transcript has 2 exons. The record is from RefSeq and is a predicted model, not a curated record. Gene Ontology annotation, biological process: unsaturated fatty acid biosynthetic process. The coding region runs from base 111 to 1544 and encodes 477 amino acids. Gene Ontology annotation, cellular component: endoplasmic reticulum membrane. Gene Ontology annotation, molecular function: stearoyl-CoA 9-desaturase activity; heme binding; iron ion binding.
CACCUCCCCCGCCCGGCUUGAACCAACGACAUCCCUACUCUCUCUCGCCGUCCUCCCUUCUGACGACUCCAGAGGAGAGCACCAGGGGUUUUCCCCAGACACCCGCAGCCAUGGCGUCCUCAUCGUCGUCGGCCGCACACCCGGUCGAGGCCACGGCCUUCCCGGACGGCACCACAGAAUACAAACCCUUGAGGGUCAACAAGGCCUUCGAUGCCAAGAAGCCUCACAUCUCAGACGAGCCCAUGACUAUGAAGAACUGGCACAAGCACAUCCACUGGCUCAACACCACCUUCAUUCUCUUUGUGCCACUGUGUGGUCUCAUCUCCACAUACUGGGUGCCCCUCCAGUUCAAGACGGCCAUCUGGGCUCUCGUGUACUACUUCAACACGGGCCUGGGCAUCACUGCCGGCUACCAUCGUCUCUGGGCGCAUAGCUGCUACAAGGCCUCGCUGCCCCUCAAGAUCUACCUUGCUGCCGUCGGCGCCGGCGCCGUUGAGGGCUCCAUCAGGUGGUGGUCCAACGGCCACCGCGCCCACCACCGUUACACCGACACCGACAAGGACCCCUACUCAGUCCGCAAGGGUCUCCUGUACUCGCACAUGGGAUGGAUGCUGCUCAAGCAGAACCCCAAGAAGCAGGGCCGUACCGACAUUACCGAUCUGAACGAGGACCCCGUCGUCGUGUGGCAGCACCGCAACUUCAUCAAGUCCGUCAUCACCAUGGCCUUGAUCUUCCCAACCGUUGUUGCUGGUCUCGGCUGGGGCGACUGGUGGGGCGGCUUCAUCUACGCCGGCAUUCUGCGCAUCUUCGUCGUCCAGCAGGCUACCUUCUGCGUCAACUCGCUCGCCCACUGGCUCGGAGACCAGCCCUUCGACGACCGCAACUCUCCUCGUGACCAUGUCAUCACGGCGCUUGUUACCCUGGGUGAGGGCUACCACAACUUCCACCACGAGUUCCCAUCGGACUACCGCAACGCCAUCGAGUGGUACCAGUAUGACCCCACCAAGUGGUCCAUCUGGAUCUGGAAGCAGCUGGGCCUCGCCUACGACCUCAAGCAGUUCCGCCAGAACGAGAUCGAGAAGGGCCGUCUGCAGCAGCAGCAGAAGAAGCUCGACCAGAAGCGCUCCAAGCUCGACUGGGGUAUCCCUCUGGAGCAGCUGCCUGUUGUCGACUGGGACGACUUUGUUGAGCAGUCUCACAACGGCAAGGGUCUCGUUGCUGUGGCUGGUGUCAUCCACGAUGUCACCGACUUCAUCAAGGACCACCCCGGUGGCAAGGCUCUCAUCUCGUCCGCCAUCGGCAAGGACGCAACCGCCAUCUUCAACGGUGGUGUUUACAAUCACUCCAACGCCGCCCAUAACCUUCUCUCUACCAUGCGUGUCGGCGUCCUGCGCGGCGGCUGCGAGGUCGAGAUCUGGAAGCGUGCCCAGUAUGAGAAUAAGGAUGUGUCUACCGUCGUUGACUCGUCAGGCAAGCGUAUCGUUCGCGCAGGCAUGCAGGUGACCAAGGUCCAGCAGCCUGUCGCGAGCGCCCAUGCCGCUUGAUUUUUACGCUCUUACCUUGCUUCUGGUGGACUGGUUUGAAGUGCUACUGAGUACGGCUCUGUUAAUGGAGACGUAAAGAGCCCCAUAUCUCUACACGCCUUCAUUGGCCCAGACUACCCGAUUUCUUCAUUGUCAUACACUUGCGUUGACUUUUUUGGCGUUACGAGGUUGGGACACUGGACUCUGGCGACUGCUUUUGUAUUUCCUUUAAGAAUGAUGUUGAUGGGCGCUAUUGAUAAGCACCCAAAAUUCACGACGUUAAGAACAAAAUACUGGUGCUCCGGGGGUCCUUGUGCAAGCAAGGCCCUGCUAUUUGUUCAUUGACACCCGCUGUACAUACUCAUCUAUAGACUGACUCCCAACGCCAUCGGAUCAGGCGCCAUUUGAAAUUUCUGAUCACUUUUCAGAUGUAAUCUUCUCCCGCAUCAUUGCUCGUGUAGUGAGUAGCUGCGAUUGUGAAUUGGAACCAUGAAUGGUGAAAUGAGGUCAGUUGAUCCGUCUUUGCUGUCCACCCACCUGCAAACUUAC